AUGGGUAAAGCCAAAAAAACCAGAAAGUUUGGGCUCGUGAAACGUACUUUAAACGCUAAAAAGGAUGCACGUCUUCAGGCCAAUCGUGCCAAGACACCGGGGAAGGAGGAUAACGAACUGACCAAACACGUACCACAGGUGUCGAGUGCGCUGUUUUUCCAAUACAACCAGGCUAUCAAACCGCCCUACCAGGUGCUGAUAGAUACCAAUUUCAUCAAUUUCUCGAUUCAGAAGAAAAUAGACCUGGUCAGAGGCAUGAUGGAUGCGCUACUGGCUAAGUGUGUACCACUGAUCACAGAUUGUGUGAUGGCCGAACUGGAGAAGUUGGGUCCCAAAUACAGAAUUGCGUUGAAACUGGCACGCGACCCGCGCAUUCAAAGACUCAGCUGUAGUCAUAAGGGCACCUACGCCGAUGACUGCAUCGUGAAUCGUGUUUUACAGCACAAGUGUUAUAUAGUGGCCACUAACGAUGCCGGUCUGAAGCAGCGGGUACGUAAAGUGCCAGGAAUACCGCUCAUGAGCGUUGGCGGACAUGCAUACGUGGUUGAAAAGCUACCGGACGUUUUCUAG
Messenger RNA from Lachancea lanzarotensis, 570 nucleotides. It is a transcript of the gene FCF1, whose product is annotated as LALA0S05e03312g1_1. The coding region runs from base 1 to 570 and encodes 189 amino acids. Lineage: Eukaryota; Fungi; Ascomycota; Saccharomycetes; Saccharomycetales; Saccharomycetaceae. The transcript has a single exon. The record is from RefSeq and is a predicted model, not a curated record. Gene Ontology annotation, cellular component: small-subunit processome; nucleolus.